Sinocyclocheilus anshuiensis is the source of this 973-nucleotide messenger RNA. RefSeq names its product gastrula zinc finger protein XlCGF8.2DB-like. NCBI's taxonomy places the organism in Eukaryota, Metazoa, Chordata, Actinopteri, Cypriniformes, Cyprinidae. Gene Ontology annotation, biological process: regulation of transcription by RNA polymerase II. Bases 15 to 812 code for a protein of 265 amino acids. The transcript has 2 exons. The record is from RefSeq and is a predicted model, not a curated record. Gene Ontology annotation, molecular function: DNA-binding transcription factor activity; RNA polymerase II cis-regulatory region sequence-specific DNA binding.
AACUAACAGACCUGAUGCUACUGAAAGUGGAAAGUCAAGAUUUUAAUGAAAUUGAAAAGAAAGAUCAUGAUUUCAGUUUUGUAGAAAAGUCAUUUAGUUGCUCAAAGACUGAAACGACUUCACAAAAAAGAGCAAAUGGAAGUUAUUUCAUCUGCCAACAUUGUGGAAAAAGUUUUAACGGAAAAGGAAACCUUAACAAACACAAGCUAAUUCACACUGGAGAGAAGCCUUUCACCUGCCCUCAGUGUGGAAAAAGUUUUACUCAAAAAGCAAUCCUUGAGAGACACAUUAGAAUUCACACCGGUGAGAAGCCUUACACAUGCAUACUGUGUGGAAAUAGUUUCGUUCAAAAAGGAAUCCUCAAAACUCACAUGAAAAGUCAUACUGGAGAAAAGCCUUUCAACUGCAAACUAUGUGGAAGAAGAUUCGUUCAAAAAGCAAGCCUUAGAAACCACAUGAGAAUUCAUACUGGAGAACAGCCUUACACCUGCCCUCAAUGUGGACAGAGUUUCACUCAAAAAGGAAACCUUACACAACACAUGAGAAUUCACACUGGAGAGAAGCCUUACACCUGCCAACAGUGUGGAAGGGGUUUCACUCAUAAAGGAAACCUUAAAAAACACAUGAACAGUCACACUGGAGAGAAGCCGUUCACCUGCAAUCAGUGUGGCAAGAGUUUCACAGCAGAACUAAACCUUAGGUAUCACAUGAACAGUCACACUGGAGAGAAGUUGUUCACAUGUGGUCAGUGUGGAAAGAGUUUCAGACGUAAAGACACCCUUAAUUUCCACAUGAAGAUUCACCUUUUAUGACCAGUGUAAUAAACAGUUCUUUGCCUUCACAUCCAUCAUUUUGUCCAAAUUUGACUUCCCCACCUUCAUGACCUUCUUUCACACUGGUCUUCUUUUCCUCAGUUUCAAAAAUUGAGUGGAUGCAGUAAACACCCUCUAAUGUUGAUUGUAUGGAGGAGUCA